Messenger RNA from Vanrija pseudolonga, 4372 nucleotides. It is a transcript of the gene rpb2, whose product is annotated as DNA-directed RNA polymerase II subunit RPB2. The record is from RefSeq and is a predicted model, not a curated record. Gene Ontology annotation, cellular component: RNA polymerase II, core complex. NCBI's taxonomy places the organism in Eukaryota, Fungi, Basidiomycota, Tremellomycetes, Trichosporonales, Trichosporonaceae. The coding region runs from base 299 to 4009 and encodes 1236 amino acids. Gene Ontology annotation, molecular function: DNA binding; ribonucleoside binding. Gene Ontology annotation, biological process: DNA-templated transcription. The transcript has 7 exons.
AUCUUGAACUCGGUCGUCAGCGAAGAGUAACAACUCUUUCUAUCCAAAAACAAAGCAUCAGCUACAUCUCGGCCACCGACGACGCGAAAAGAACACUGUAACGACCAGAUCGCUUCACUGCGCUCAUCUGGAUCGACUACCGACUUUGACGCGGCGACAAAACGCGACACGGCUUUUGUUUUGCAGUUGAUAAUCGAGCAGCACUCGCUCGCCCCGCUUCUCUCUCCUUCUACUCGACCUUGCCACCGUUCUUUGUGAUUGUUCACGGCUGCACUCAGCCCCUAGACACGGCGCAAAGAUGGAUGCAGGAAUGUCUCAAGCCAACGAUGGCUAUGACUACAACCCAGAAUACGACUACAACAAUGAGCAGUAUGCCGACGGCGAUGACUAUGACGAGUCGUCCAUCUCCCAGGAGGACUACUGGAAGGUCAUCAACUCGUUCUUUGGAAACAAGGGUCUCGUCAGGCAACAGCUCGAGUCGUUCAACGAGUUUGUCGAGAACACGAUGCAGGAGCUGGUAGACGAGAAUGCUCGUCUUACCCUCGACCAGCACUCGCAACAUACCGGUGCCGUGGGCGAUGAGACGCGCCGGUACGAGAUCAACUUUGGUCAGAUCUACCUUGCCAAGGUGGCAAUGACAGAAAUGGACGGUCAGACGGUCAGCCUGUUUCCCCAGGAGGCGCGUCUGCGUAACCUCACGUACGCGGCGCCGCUCUAUGUGGACAUGAAGAAGUCGACCUUGACGGCUGGAAACGUGGAUGACCCGAUCGAGGCCCAGUGGCAACCCGCUGUGGACGCCAACGGUGUCAUGCAGGAGACCGAGGAGGACAAGAUCUGGAUUGGCAAGGUGCCAGUCAUGAUCAGGUCCAACUUCUGUUUGCUCGACGAUCUCCAGGAGGAGCAGAACUACAACCUUGGAGAGUGCCCCUACGACCAGGGUGGUUACUUUAUCAUCAACGGUUCCGAGAAGGUCCUCAUUGCCCAGGAGCGCAUGGCGGCAAACCACGUCUAUGUUUUCAAGAAGGCUGACCCCUCGGCCAUCACCUACUUCUCCGAGGUCACAAGUCAAAUGGAGAAGGGCGGCAAGAUGCCGUCCAAGACGGUUGUGCGCAUGUACGCACGUAACUCGGACCGAACGACCACUGGCUCGGUUAUCCGCGCGUCGCUGCCUUACACCAAGGUCGACAUUCCUAUUGUGAUCAUCUUCCGUGCCCUCGGUAUCGUCCCCGACCGCGACGUCCUCUCGCACAUCUGUUUCGACCCCAACGACACGGCCAUGCUCGAGAUGCUCCGCCCCUGUAUCGAGGAGGCCUUCUCGGUUCAGGACCGCGACACUGCGCUCGACUUUAUCGGUCGUCGUGGCCAGCAGGAGAAGGGCACCAGGUUGACCCGUCAGCGUGCUGCCUUUGACAUUUUGCAAAAGGAGAUGCUCCCCCACGUGUCCGUCUCGGAGGGCUUCGAGUCCAAGAAGGCCUACUUCCUCGGCUACAUGGUCCACCGUUUGUGUUCCGCCUCGCUCGGCCGCCGUGAGCUCGACGACCGUGACCACUUUGGCAAGAAGCGUCUCGACCUUGCUGGUCCCCUGCUCGCCAACCUGUUCCGCAUCCUGUUCAAGAAGCUCACCCGUGAUGUCUACCGCCACUUGCAAAAGUGUGUUGAGACGCACAAGGAGUUUACACUUGUCAACGCCAUCAAGCCCGGUAUCAUCACCAACGGUCUCAAGUACUCGCUCGCUACGGGUAACUGGGGUGACCAGGCCAAGGCGAUGCAGGCGCGUGCCGGUGUGUCGCAGGUGUUGAACCGCUACACUUUCGCUUCUACCUUGUCGCACCUGCGGCGAACCAACACGCCCAUUGGUCGUGAUGGUAAGAUUGCCAAGCCGCGUCAGCUUCACAACACCCACUGGGGAAUGGUCUGCCCCGCCGAAACACCAGAAGGACAAGCAUGUGGCCUGGUCAAGAACCUUGCCCUCAUGUCGUACAUCUCGGUCGGUUCCUACUCUGCCCCCGUCAUGGAGUUCCUCGAGGAAUGGGGUCUCGAGGACCAGACCGAGUACUCGAACGCGCCAAGCGCCACCAAGGUGUUCGUCAAUGGUGUCUGGAUGGGUAUCCACCGUGAUGCCGUUACCCUGCACCAGAAUCUCUUGCAGAUGCGUCGUGGUGGCCAGCUCAAGCACGAGGUUUCGAUUGUGCGCGACAUUCGUGAGCGCGAGCUGCGACUCUACACCGACGCCGGUCGUGUCUGUCGACCACUGUUCAUCGUCAACGACGACCAGACUCUCAUGCUUCAACGCAGCCAUAUUGAGCGCAUCGAGGAGCUGGAAGAAGAGGAAGGAAAGGCAUGGGAGGAGAUGCUGUCGACGGGCAUUGUCGAAUACGUGGACGCUGAGGAGGAGGAGACCAUCCUCAUCGCCAUGGUUCAGGAGGACCUCGAGAACGCGCGUAAAUUCCACACCCGUGAGGAGGUCAACAAGGACCACGCUCUCCACAGCAUGGAGGCGUUCGACCCCACCGCGCGUGUCAAGAGUGCCAACUGGUCGCAGACCUACACCCACAUGGAGAUUCAUCCCAGUAUGAUUCUCGGCGUCUGUGCCAGUAUCAUUCCCUUCCCAGACCACAACCAGUCGCCCCGUAACACCUACCAGUCGGCAAUGGGCAAGCAGGCCAUGGGCAUCUACUUGACCAACUACCAGCUGCGUAUGGACACGAUGGCCAACAUCCUCUACUACCCGCAGUCUCCUCUGGCAACGACGCAGUCGAUGAAGUACCUCAAGUUCUCCGAGCUGCCUGCUGGCCAGAACGCCAUUGUCGCCAUUCUGUGUUACUCGGGUUACAACCAGGAAGACUCGGUCAUUAUGAACCAGAGUUCUAUCGACCGUGGUCUGUUCCGAUCGCUCUACUACCGUGCCUACACCGACACGGAGAAGAUGGUCGGUAUGCAGAAGGUCGAAGCCUUUGAGAAGCCGAACCGCGACGAGACGCUUCGCAUGAAGCACGGCCCGAGCGACAGGUACUCCAAGCUGGACGGUGACGGUCUCAUCACCCCGGCUACCAACGUCAACGGUGACGACAUCAUCAUUGGCAAGACGGCGCCCAUCCCGCCCGACAGCGAAGAGCUUGGCCAGCGAUCUGCCACGCACACCAAGCGUGACGUCUCGACGCCGAUGAAGAGCACGGAGCAGGGUGUGGUCGACCAGGUCAUGAUCACGACGAACGCCGAUGGUCUCAAGUUUGUCAAGAUCCGCAUCCGAUCGACCCGUGUUCCGCAAAUCGGUGACAAGUUUGCGUCGCGUCACGGUCAGAAGGGUACUAUUGGUAUCACGUAUCGCCAGGAGGACAUGCCGUUCACCGCCGAGGGUAUCACGCCCGACAUUAUCAUCAACCCUCACGCCAUUCCAUCUCGAAUGACGAUUGGUCACUUGGUCGAAUGUCUGCUGUCCAAGCUGGCGACUCUGACUGGUAGAGAGGGUGACGCUACACCGUUCACCGACCUCACGGUCGAGAGCGUGUCCAAGCUGCUCCGUGAGCGAGGAUACCAGUCGCGCGGUCUCGAGGUCAUGUACCACGGCCACACAGGCAAGAAGCUCCGCGCACAGGUCUACUUCGGUCCCACGUACUACCAGCGUCUCAAGCACAUGGUGGACGACAAGAUUCACGCUCGUGCCCGUGGUCCUCUCCAGAUCCUGACUCGUCAGCCUGUUGAGGGUCGUUCGCGUGACGGUGGUCUUCGAUUCGGUGAAAUGGAACGCGAUUGUAUGAUCUCUCACGGUAUCGCGGCGUUCCUCAAGGAGAGGAUGUACGAGUCGUCGGACGCGUUCCGUCUGCACGUGUGCGACCAGUGUGGUCUGAUGGCCAUUGCAAACCUCAAGAAGCAAGAGUUCCACUGCACUGUUUGUCGGAACAGCACGCAGAUUAGUCAGAUUUAUAUCCCUUACGCUGCCAAGCUCUUGUUCCAGGAGCUGCAGGCGAUGAACGUCACUGUGCGCAUGUACUCUGACGGUGACGACUAGGUGGCGUACGGAGACGGACCUGAAUUGUCCGCUUCUUGGGGUGGUGGGGCUGGGGCGAGUGGGUGAGGGUUGCGAGAGUCGACCUACGUCUUGGGGUUCUGGGACUCUGCACCACACCUCUUGCCCCGAGCACAUCUCGGUGGGUCUCCAACCCUGCAUGGGCGUCGAGCACGUCUAGACCCAGCUGGGCGCAAGAGUAUGGUGGCGAGUGUUUGUGUGGUGGGCGGCGGCCAAGGGCGGGUGAAGGUGGAGGUUUGCGAACCAAAUAUGGCGGCGUGGUUGGUGUAUCAUUGUUUGUGGGGUAGACGUAGCAGCAGUUAGUAGUAGUAGUAGCAUUACGCAUUCAUGCAUGACCUAGCAUUG